This is a messenger RNA of Prorocentrum cordatum, 1689 nucleotides long. NCBI's taxonomy places the organism in Eukaryota, Dinophyceae, Prorocentrales, Prorocentraceae. The record is from the annotation of a GenBank genome assembly.
AUGCUGCCGAGCGAAUCCACAGCGACACUGCGGCCAGGUGCGCCAACGGGCCAGCCGCGACCGCACGCAUCGCCCCAGGCGUCGUGGGUGCCGCCUGCCGUCCUGCUGGUGCAGCCUGGGCCGGGCUGCCAGGCGGCGCAGAUAGCGCAGCGGUACGUGCUAAGGCGCGACGGCCCUACCAGAAUCGGGCGGGGCGAGAGCUGCGAUCUCCAGUUGGUAGGCCCUCACGUGAGCGGGGUCCACUGCUGCAUUGUGCCGAGGCCUGAUGCGGGCGGCUGGGAGGUGCAGGACGCCAGCAGCAACGGCACCUACGUGAUCAAGGACGCCAGCAACAGCAUUGGCGCGGCAGGUGAGGCGAUGCACACGCUCGGCAAGCUGCAGAGCAUGUCGCUCAGCGACCGCGACGAAAUCAGGCUCACCAGGCGCGGCUCUUGGCGCAUGCAGUUCAGAGUCGAGCACUCUGGAGGGGACGAGGGCUGCCUUGCACAGGCCGAGGCCAGUGCUGUGCCCCAGCGGCCGGAUGCACUCCCCCCAGGGGCAGCGCCGGGUCUCGUGCCCGCCGGCCGCGCGCUGGAAGAGCCCACGGCGACAGCCGGCGGGGUCGCCGGCGAGUGGUUGCCGGCCGCGGAGUCGGUGGGGCCCGUCGGCACGCACGCCGCCACUGAGGAGGCGGCCAGCGAGGCGGAGCGCUCGGGCCUGCUGGCCCGGCGGCAGGCCCUGGCGGCCGAGCUGGCCAGGGAGGGGGCCGCGCUGUCGCGAGGCUUGGCGCAGCAGAAGGCCCUUGAGGAGCAGGCGGGCGCGCUGCGCAGGGAGCGCGGCAGGCUCACCGAGGAGCUGUGCGCCCUUGAGGAGGCCAUCGCCAGCUGCCAGGGCAGGGCGGACGCGUUCCGCGCGAGCGAGGAGGAGGUGAGGAAGGCGGCGGAGGCUGCGGGGCAGGAGCUGGAGGCCGCGCGGCGGACCGAGGGGCGGCUCUCCGAGGAGCUGCGCUUCGCUCGGCAGGAGGCAGAGGCCGCGAGGGCGGCAGAGGCGAGCGUCGUGCAGCGCACUGCGCAGGGCCGCGAGGCUGUGCGCGCGCUGGCGUCCCUGCUGGGGUGGACUGACGUGCUGCGCCAGCACGGGCACGUGAUGGGCCAUCUCGCCGAGACCCUCGGCCAGUGCCGCGGGCCUGCGGGUGGGGCCGAGGCGCGGGUGGCGCUGGCCGAGCGCUCGCCCUCCUCGCCCUGCGGCCGCGUGUCUUUCUCCGGUGACAGCGCGGUCCCAGCCCAGGCGUGGGCGGCGCCGGCCGAGCCUUCGCCCUCCUCGCCCGUGGGUCGCAUGUCCCUGUCUGGCGACAGCCCCUGCGAGGACGUCCCCAGCCCGGACGCGCCCGCCCUGCUGCUGCCGCCGGCGCGGGCGCCGCCGGUCUGGCGGAGGCCGCGGGCUUCGCGGGGGGCCGGCGGCUCGCAGUCGCCGCGGCCGCCGCUCGCCGAGCGGCGCGGCGACGAAAACGUCGCGCCAGGGAGCCAGGGCGGAAGAGACGCCGGCUCGGUGCGGCACGAGCCUGGCCGCUGGCAGGCGCCGCGCCACCCGGGGCCGUGGAGGACCUGUCGACCCCUCCACGCUGACGUGGCCGCGUGGCCGCCAUCGCCCCGCCCUCUUCCCCUCGCUCCCCUCGGCUUGGCGCCAGCAGCGUUCCGCUGCACCUGCUGA